AUGUUCUUCUUCCAUCGUCCGCCAUCAGCUCCUGAUGAAAUCUACUCGUCGAGUCUUGCAACACUCCACGAGGGCCACGCCUUGUGGUAUCCGGAGCCACACGCGUCGGGCGAGCCGCAAAUCGGAGACGUCGGCUUCAUGCGCAAGGGAGCAUUCAUCAGACUCUUCAACCUCGACACCUCCGCGCCUGAGAAGAAGGUCGUAUUCUGGGACCCGCCGUUCGAGAUCACAGAGCCCUUACCUCCAGGUGUACUCAAGAUCGAUCCCAGGCGUCGUCCACUCGUUCCCGCCCAUUAUCGCAGUCAUGGAGUUGAGAGCAGGCAAUCACAUGCCUCAGCAGACAUAACGGCUGGUGCGAACGUGUCCGUGACGCUGAGCGCGGAGUACACAUGCAAAGCAUCACAAGGCGCGGUGCUUGCGCUGAAGAGCGAGGCAGACGGCGAAUCGAUAUUCGACAACCUGGCCUUGAAGGAGUACGUUAUCCGGCACCAUGGCAAGUGGUACGCAUAUGCCAGGGGCGUUCUCCGCCAAGACGUUAAGCGGAGAAACAUCGUCAUGGUCAUUGGGUGGGUCAAGACCGAGGCCGACUGGGCGACGGUCGCCUUCAGCAACACGAGUACAAGCUCAAGUGUCUCGAUCGAAGGCCAUGCCGGAGGUGUUGCGGGGCUGGGCGCGGGUACAUCGCACACGAGUUCUGUGACUGGUCCGACGAUGCAACGACAGGGAGAGAACUACAUAGUGAAUGCUCCUGGUCCCGUUCCUGCAAUGCCGAAGAGAGACCAGUCCGUCUUCGUAAAGCGCUACGAGGUGCGGAGGCGGCUUGGCGUGCUGAAGGAAGUUGUCGCGGGUGCGGGCUACCACCGGCUCCCGGAUGCAGGAGACGGAAGGGGUGGCUCGGCGGAAGAAGGAAUCAUGGCGCAAGAACUUGGAGAUAUCGACGAGACAAGCAUUCUGGAUCUUUGGAAUGAGGUACAUGGUGAGAUAUACGACCCACUGGAUGUCCUUCUCGAGUACAUACUCGAGGUACGCCUGUUCAACGGCUUAUUCAUAACGUCGCGGUGCUAA
Messenger RNA from Phanerochaete carnosa HHB-10118-sp, 1065 nucleotides. RefSeq lists its product as uncharacterized. The transcript has 3 exons. The coding region runs from base 1 to 1065 and encodes 354 amino acids. NCBI's taxonomy places the organism in Eukaryota, Fungi, Basidiomycota, Agaricomycetes, Polyporales, Phanerochaetaceae. The record is from RefSeq and is a predicted model, not a curated record.